AUGGGUAACCACACAGCCCUUCCUAAAGAUGUCCUGCCGCCGGAUGUCUACUACUUCGCCGAGUUGACCCCCACAAAUCAUGCAGGUGUCGUAUGGGUCGUCUGCAUUCUCAGUUUGACAUAUGGGCUUCUCUGCAGUGGGGUCCGCUUUACUCUCCGUCGCGGCAUGUAUGGUUUUGACGAUGCCGCCAUACUGGUGUCGACUCUCGCAAGUGUUGUCCAACACUCCUUUGUGUUUCUUGCUCUCGAAAACGGUCUCGGAGAUUCGUCGAGUACCAUACAGCACAAACAUCAAGAAACGCUUACAGAAAGCACCUACACGAGGCUUGUCCUUUUUUUCGUCGUCCACUAUUUGGCCAAAACCUCGUUAACCUUGUUUACUCGUCGCUUGUUCUAUGGUCAAGAGAAAUUCAACCAGCUUAUAUGCGAUGCUUUGGUCGUCGUCAACCUGGUUUUUGGAGUAAUUAGUAUUCUGCUUCUGACCAUCAAUUGCCAAUCUGGAUGGUACUUUAAGUCUAAGGACGUAUGCCCGAAGCUGCUCACCAGAUGGAUCGUCAUCAAGUCACUUGACGUUUUGGCAGAGCUGGCCCUAGUUCUUGUCCCGAUAGUCCUCAUAUGCAGGAUUCUGCUCAACCCCAAGCACAAAACCGUCAUCAUUGGAACCUUCGCUGCCAGGCUUCCUGUCAUCGCCUUCACGAUCCUCCAUUUGUACUAUCUGAACAAGUCGUUGCGUGAUACUCAUGAUCGAGGCAUUGCAUUAGUCAAGCCAGUUGUAUGGCUUCAGGCCACAAUUCUAUGGAGUAUGGUCACAGCAUCACUGCCGUCUUUCCGACCUCUCGUCUCGCCUUUUGAAACUGUCAUGGAAGACUCCACCACGCACUCCACAUCGGUAUACAACGGUGCUGCGCUUAUGAUGGGCUCUGAUAAGGACAAGACUGGAGAGUCUCCUACCUCAUGGGGAAGCUUGAGUGGAGGCAGGAUAUCUCAGCUUGAAGCAGUAGCCAGUAAUGGGAGUCAGAUAGCGAAGUUCAAGGGGACCAACGAAACCACAAUCGAAGGACCGAAGAGAAAACUGUUUCGCCUAUCGAAAAAGGAGGACGACAUCGAGCUCGGCACCAUCCAACACAUCACAGACUUCGAGGUCACAUACGAACAGGUUGUCAAGCCAAGUCGAUGGAGCAAGGUUUGGCGUGAGUCGGGCUCUACAAUGGUCGAGGAUAGACCUUUUUCGGUGGGAGCAGUGAGCAGACCUGACGAAACGCCACCUCCUCGGAGACGAAGCACAUACGCCUUUAUUGACGAGGCCGAAUCGAUCCGCGAAGCUCGUGAGGCUUCAAACGACGAUCAGUCGGCUUGA
Messenger RNA from Aureobasidium subglaciale EXF-2481, 1356 nucleotides. RefSeq lists its product as uncharacterized. The transcript is spliced from 4 exons. Bases 1 to 1356 code for a protein of 451 amino acids. Lineage: Eukaryota; Fungi; Ascomycota; Dothideomycetes; Dothideales; Saccotheciaceae. The record is from RefSeq and is a predicted model, not a curated record.